This is a messenger RNA of Closterium sp. NIES-65, 714 nucleotides long. The record is from the annotation of a GenBank genome assembly. Lineage: Eukaryota; Viridiplantae; Streptophyta; Zygnematophyceae; Desmidiales; Closteriaceae.
AUGAUACGCGAUUCGCAUUUGGGAAAGUGCGAAGUUUUUAGGCCAUCUCUCUCUCUCUCUCUCUCUCUCUCUCUCUCUCUCUCUCUCUCUCUCUCUCUCUCUCUCUCUCUCUCUCUCUCUCUCUCUCUCACCUCCCUCCUUCCUCGCUUCCUGUCUCAUCUCUCCCCCCCUCCUGUCUCCCACCCACCUCUCUCCCUCCCACCUCUCUCCCUCCCUCCUCUCUCCCUCCCACCUCUCUCUCUCCCACCUCUCUCCCCCCCUCCUCUCUCCCUCCCUCCUCUCUCCCUCCCACCUCUCUCCCUCCCACCUCUCUCCCUCCCUCCUCUCUCCCUCCCACCUCUCUCUCUCCCACCUCUCUCCCCCCCUCCUCUCUCCCUCCCUCCUCUCUCCCUCCCACCUCUCUCCCUCCCACCUCUCUCCCUCCCACCUCUCUCCCUCCCUCCCUCCCUCCCUCCCUCCCUCCAAUCUCUCUUUCUCCACUCCUUCUCUCUCCCUCGCACUCCUUUCCCUACCUUCUUCCUCCCUCACCUCUCCCUUCCACACCUCUCCCUCCCACCUCCCUCCCUCCCUUCUUUCUCCCUCCCUCCUCUCUCCCUUCCACCUCUUCCUAUCGCCAGCUUUCCCACUCCUCUGGCUCAUUCCUUACCACACCUGCCUCCCACCUGUUUCGACCCCCUCGUCAAGGCGGAAGGCUCGCUUCUUUCCACCCUAUGA